Messenger RNA from Williopsis jadinii, 490 nucleotides. RefSeq lists its product as uncharacterized. Bases 308 to 490 code for a protein of 60 amino acids. The record is from RefSeq and is a predicted model, not a curated record. The transcript has a single exon. Lineage: Eukaryota; Fungi; Ascomycota; Saccharomycetes; Phaffomycetales; Wickerhamomycetaceae.
AAUAUUGGGUCAAUAUUAUCUUGUGAAUAUUUUGUUUCGUGUACUACUGACAAUGCCAGUGUUAUGGCCUCGUUGAAGCGAACACUUGUGGGGGUGAUGACUAUGCACUUUAUACUGAGGCAUCGGAUGUUUUUGUCAUAUUCUGAUUCUUGUUUGGGGCAGUAAGGUAAGCGGACUUGGACCAACAAGCACUGUCCAAAUCCUGGGAGACAGAUAUGGAGAAUCAUGGGAUGAAGUUAAUUGAAAUAAGGAAGUUGGGGCUGAGACUUCCAAAGAAACAACUAAUGUAGUGUUGGCACUUUCUGAAAUGCUGAAUGAAUGUCUCUGUGCAGAUUUGAAAGCUACUCCAGAGAAGAAUAACAAGCUCUGUUGGAUGUUAAGUCAUUCUCAUGAAGCCAAUGAAGUUAUCCGAGCCUUUAAAGAAGAACACGAUGUUCCGAGGGUUCAACGUUGUUGCAAAAAAGAUGGAACUCUUUGCUCAUUCACUUGA